AUCGUGGGCAACUCUAGCGAGAUGUCGCUGGGAAGCGACGGCCUGGACAAACAGGACUUCCUGCUGCUGCCCGUGCCGCCCAAGGUGGACUUGGUCACCAUGAACGAGACCGACCCCAAGAGCAUCAUCAACCGCAUCUGCAUGCUCAUGCAGCGGAACUGGCUUCAGGGCGUCGUGUUCGGCGACGACACCGACCAGGAGGCCAUCGCCCAAAUCCUGGACUUCAUCUCCGCCCAGACGCACAUCCCCAUCCUGGGCAUCCGGGGGGGGUCCUCCAUGAUCAUGGCUGCCAAGGAUGACAACUCCAUGUUCUUCCAGUUCGGCCCCUCCAUCGAGCAGCAGGCCUCAGUGAUGCUCAACAUCAUGGAGGAGUACGACUGGUACAUCUUCUCCAUUGUCACCACCUACUACCCCGGGUACCAGGACUUUGUCAACAGGAUCCGCAGCACCAUAGAGAACAGCUUCGUGGGCUGGGAGCUGGAGGAGGUGCUGCUCUUGGACAUGUCGGUGGAUGAUGGCGACUCCAAGAUCCAGGACAAGCUGAAGAAGCUGCAGAGCCCUGUCAUCCUGCUCUACUGCACCAAGGAGGAGGCCACCACCAUCUUUGAGGUGGCGCACUCCGUAGGGCUCACCGGCUACGGUUACACCUGGAUCGUACCAUCGCUGGUGGCGGGGGACACCAAUAAUGUGCCUGCGGUGUACCCGACAGGUAUGAUCACGGUGUCGUAUGACGAGUGGGACUACGGGCUGGAGGCGCGAGUGCGUGACGGGGUGGCCAUCAUCGCCAAGGCGACCUCGCGCAUGAUGCUGGACCGCGGCUCCACCACGCUGCUCAAGUCCAGCUGCCAGGACACGUCCAGCAAGAAGGGUGCCAAGACCGGCAACUCCAAUCGCGUUCUCAGGUACCUGAUGAAUGUGACCUUCGAAGGGAACCUGUCCUUCAGUGAGGAUGGCUAUCAGAUGCACCCAAAGCUGGUCAUCAUCCUUCUGGACAAGGAGAGGCAGUGGGACAAGGUGGGUAAGUGGGAGAACGGCUCGCUGAGUAUGAAGUAUCACGUGUGGCCGCGUUUCGAGCUGUACUCGGGCGGGGAGGAGCGCGAUGACCACCUGAGCAUCGUCACGCUGGAGGAGGCGCCCUUCGUCAUCGUGGAGGACGUGGACCCGCUCAGUGGCACCUGCAUGCGCAACACCGUGCCCUGCCGCAAGCAGCUCAAGUUCAUUAACCCAGCCCGGCCUCAGGGGAUCUACAUCAAACGCUGCUGCAAGGGAUUCUGCAUUGACAUCCUCAAGAAGAUCGCCAAGUCUGUCAAGUUCACCUACGACCUGUACCUGGUGACCAACGGCAAGCACGGCAAGAAGAUCAACGGCACCUGGAACGGCAUGGUUGGAGAGGUAAACACUGUGUCGGCUCACAUGGCGGUGGGCUCGCUCACCAUCAACGAGGAGAGGUCAGAGGUCAUUGACUUCUCCGUGCCCUUCAUCGAGACGGGCAUCAGCGUCAUGGUCUCCCGGAGCAACGGCACAGUCUCACCCUCCGCUUUCCUCGAGCCCUUCAGUGCGGACGUGUGGGUGAUGAUGUUUGUCAUGCUGCUGAUUGUGUCGGCGGUGGCCGUCUUUAUAUUUGAGUACUACAGUCCGGUCGGGCUUCCAACAUGCCUACCGCCAGAUGGGCGAGAGCCUGGGGGUCCCUCGUUCACCAUUGGCAAGGCCAUCUGGCUGCUGUGGGGUCUGGUGUUCAACAACUCCGUGCCGGUGCAGAACCCCAAGGGCACCACCAGCAAGAUCAUGGUGUCCGUCUGGGCCUUCUUCGCCGUCAUCUUCCUGGCCAGCUACACGGCCAACCUGGCCGCCUUCAUGAUCCAGGAGGAGUACGUGGACCAGGUGACCGGCCUCAGCGACAAGAAGUUCCAACAACCGAACACCUUCUCCCCCCCGUUCCGCUUCGGGACGGUGCCCAACGGCAGCACGGAGAGAAACAUCCGGAACAACUACGUGGAGAUGCACGGCUACAUGACCAGCUUCCACCAGAAGAACGUGGACGAGGCGCUGCACAGUCUGAAGUCGGGGAAGCUGGACGCGUUCAUCUACGACGCGGCGGUGCUGAACUACAUGGCGGGGCGGGAUGAGGGCUGUAAGCUGGUGACCAUCGGGUCCGGCUACAUCUUCGCCACCACGGGCUACGGCAUCGCCAUCCAGAAGGACUCGGGCUGGAAGAGGCAGGUGGACCUGGCCAUCCUCGCCCUCUUUGGAGACGGUGAGAUGGAGGAGCUGGAGUCCCUCUGGCUGACGGGCAUUUGCCACAACGAGAAGAACGAGGUCAUGAGCUCGCAGCUGGACGUGGACAACAUGGCCGGCGUCUUCUACAUGCUGGCGGCCGCCAUGGUGCUCUCGCUGCUCACCUUCAUCGCCGAGCACCUCUUCUACUGGCAGCUGCGCUUCUGCUUCAUGGGCGUGUGCUCCGGCCAGCCCGGCCUCACCUUCUCCAUCAGCAGGGGCAUCUACAGCUGCAUCCACGGCGUUCAGAUCGAGGAGGAGAAGAGCUCUGCGCUGCACUCGCCCUCGGCCACCAUGAACGCCAGCAUGAGCAACACGCACUCCAACAUCCUGCGCCUGCUGCGCACCGCCAAGAGCAUGACCUCGGUGCCCGGCGUCUAACGGGUUUCCAUCGGCCGCAUCUCGACCCGACCGCGCCGCCCACAGCCGCACCGCUGAAGUCCUCCAUCUGACGCCGCUGAGCACCGCCGCAGCCUCGGCCCAGGGGUCGUCGGGGUCGGGGUCGGCGGGCACCCCGACUGCAAGCCCCCGCCGCCCUACCUACCCGAGGACGGCCUGUUCGCCGACGUGGACCGGACUUUCGGCAACCUCCACCUGAAGGACACCAACCUGUACCAGGACCACUACCUGCAGCACCACCACCACCACCACCACCACCACCACCAGGGGCUGCAGGGGCAGCCGCAGCAGCAGCAGCAGGGUUCGGUCGGGGGCCCGGCCGGCCUGCCUCUGGGUAUGUCGGCUCCCCUGGCCCUCGCGCGGCCGCAUAGCUUAGGCAGCACCACCUCGCUGGAUGGGGGAGGCAUGUUCGAUAGCGACAGUCUCGGGGGAGGGGUGGCGCCCAUUUUCACCACGCAGCCACGACAGUCCAUGACACAGCGCGGAGGAGGUGGAGGAGGAGGUGGGGUGGGAGGAGGAGGUGGAGGGGGGAGUAAGUUUGACCUGAUCGCCGGGCACCAGACCCACUGUGAGCCGGGGUUCAAAGGGCGCUCCCCGGCCUGUACGGGCACCAUCCAAGGGGGCGCCGGGAGCUCGAACUUCCUGGCCGGACAUGAGCGUUACUGCAGCGGAGGAGGGGGGGGAGGGGGGGCAGGGUCAGGCGGGGACGACGGCAACGUUCGCUCCGACACGUCGGACAUCUCCACGCACACGGUCACCUACGGCAACCUGGAGGGCAACGCCAAGCGACGCAAGCAGCAGUACCACGACAGCCUCCGGCGCCGGCCGGCCUCGGCCAAGCUGCGCCGCGAGCAGGACGCCGACACGGACUUCGGCUUCCGCCGGCGGCAGCACCACCACCACACCAUCCACCACCACCAGCACGGCGGCGGUCACCACGGGGGUCGCCACGGCCACGGCCACCACGGACGGCGGUCCGUCUCGCCGCCCCUGGAGCGCAGCGCCAGCGCCAAGGGCAACCACUCGUCCACAUCCUACCUGUACCGCGGCCAGGACAAGGAGAGCGGAGGCGGACGGGACUUCCGCGACUUCUACGUGGACCAGUUCCGUGCCAAGGAGUCCGUGUCGCCGUGGGAGCACAUGGAUCUGAACGACGGAGGCGUAGGAGAGAGAGGUGGAGUAGGAGGAGGAGGAGGAGGAGGAGGAGGAGGGGCGAACGCCAGUCUUGUGCCCGUGGAGGAUUUCCUGAAAGGUAAAAGCAAGAAGACGGAGGGGACGAAGGUUGGUGGUGGAGGAGGAGGAGGAGGAGGAGGUGGCGGAUCUUCGUCGGUCCCUCCGGGGCCUCAUGCAUGCUGGGAAAAGAGCUUGGGGGUGGGCGGCUUGGCGGGAGGUGACUGGGAGUGUCGCAACUGCCACAGCCAUAGGGAGGAGGAGGAGGAGGGAGGAGGAGGAGGUGGUGGGGGGAAGGCGAUGGUUCUGCAUGGGGUCAUGGGAGUGGGCGCAGGGUACCCAGGGAUGGGGGGAGUCGGCGGCAGCGGUGGUGGUGGGGGGGGUAGCCGACCGACCUCGGCCUCCUGCAAGCGCUGCGAGUCCUGCAAGAAGCAGCCGGGCAACCUGUACAACAUCAGCGAGGACUUCAACCAGUCGCGCCGCGCCGCCAACCAGACGGCCGCCGCCGCCGCCGCCAGUGGUGGUGGUGUCCAGCGCCGCAAGUUCGGGCCGGGCGGCAGGGUGCUGCGCCGCCAGCACUCCUACGACACCUUUGUGGAGUUGCAGAAGGAAGGGGCGGGCCGAGGGGGCAGUGGUGGUGGAUUCGGGGGCGGAUGGGGAGGAGGGGGUCGGCCCGGCCCCGCCCCUGGGUGGCCGCGGAGCCUGAAAGACAAAGAGCGCUUCCUGGAGGGCCCCAGCCCGUACACGCAGAUGUUCGAGCGCUACGCCGCCGAACGGGGCGACCGGGAGAGUGGAUCCUCCUUCCUGGGCAGGGAUCGGGGGAAGGCCGGCGGCUCGUCGUUCAGCCUGUCUGACCGAAGCCGGGCGGGAGCUGCUUCCAAGCUUCGGUCGGGGGCGCCGACCUCCCGCGAAGCCGGGAGCGGGGAGAGGGAACGAGGGCUGGGUGGUGGAUUUGGUGGUGGUGGUGGUGGUGGUGGUGCUCGAGGGUCGGGGACUUACUCCUUGUCUAAAUCUCUCUACCCAGAUAAGGUGAGCCAGAACCCCUUCAUCCCGACGUUCGGCGACGACCAGUGCCUCUUGCACGGCCACAGCCACGGCCACUCGUACUACGUGAAAAAUCCGCAGCAGCAGCCGCAGCAGCAGCAGUCGUCGCCGUCGCCGCAGCAACAGCCGCAGCCCCAGCAGGCGUUGCCCCAGCAACCGCCUCAGCCACUCCUCAACAACAGCCGCACCGACUUCCGGAGCCCCAUGGGCGUCACGUCGUACUUGCCGGCGUCCGCCGCCGCCGGGGUCCUGUCCAACAUGGGCCCUGGCGGCCGCUACCCCAAGGACAUGUGCUUGGGGGGCCCCAUGGGGAACCACCAGGUCGGGGUGGUGUCGGCGGGCAACAACAAACUGCUGUCGGGCGAGGGGACGCUGGCGUGGGCAGGGGGCAGCGGGGGCGCUUCUUGGCUCCACCAACGUCACGCGGUAAUGGUGAAGCUGUCCAGCAUCGAGUCGGACGUCUGA
Alosa alosa (allis shad) is the source of this 5352-nucleotide messenger RNA. RefSeq names its product glutamate receptor, ionotropic, N-methyl D-aspartate 2B, genome duplicate b (gene grin2bb). The record is from RefSeq and is a predicted model, not a curated record. Lineage: Eukaryota; Metazoa; Chordata; Actinopteri; Clupeiformes; Clupeidae. Gene Ontology annotation, cellular component: postsynaptic membrane; NMDA selective glutamate receptor complex; postsynaptic density membrane. Gene Ontology annotation, biological process: synaptic transmission, glutamatergic; monoatomic ion transport; excitatory postsynaptic potential. Gene Ontology annotation, molecular function: NMDA glutamate receptor activity; transmitter-gated monoatomic ion channel activity involved in regulation of postsynaptic membrane potential.